UUACCCCUGGUCUCCAGAGGUCGCUUUUCUCACAAUGUCUCAUUUUUAGCUACAAUAGAAGAACAGACCUAGAUGAAACGUCUGAGAUCAGAGGGGUUCUGGAAACGUAAACCCAAGUUGGAUUUAGAUUUAGUUUCUAUGACCUGCAUGUAUUGUUUAAUUCGGUCGUGGUGAGUCUCAACAUAAAGGACCAUUUUUGACUCUUUCGAAAUCAUAGUUCUCUAGAUGACAUCUCGCUAGUGUCCCUUUUGGGGAACUGCGACAUUACCCACAACAUGUAAAUAACACACGUCGUUUUGUGUGUUUACAAGGUAUAGGAAAGGUGAACUGCUUUAAAUGUAAGCUUUAUAGUUAAUUAGACUGUCUGUGAGAAUGCCCGAGUUGGAAGAUAAAUAUUCAAACAACGCGAGCCCGAAGAGACGCCGCCACAGUCGUUCCAGCAGCCACUCACCGGACCGCGAGCUGAAAAACUCCAGAUACGAACACGAUGAUGACCACAAAGCGCGAUACUCGGACAAAGAGAGGAACCGAAACCGAUUCCAUAUGGGGAAUUCCCGUAGUCGGUCGAGGUCCAGGGAACGAGAUCGGUUAAAUUGGUUUGAUCAGAGAGACAGAGAACACGGUGCAGGUUCAAGGUCUGAUUACUUUGAGAAGAGAGAUGAUGCCCAAAGACAGAGGCAAGACGCCUUCAUCGCGAGGCGCCUGCAAGAACGUGAGAGAAUUGGUGAACUGGGAUGUCCUGAGGUCUGGGGGUAUUCUCCAAGAGUCAGAGAACCUGACUCAGAUGAACACACUCCUGUUGAAGGGGACGUGAAGAAUGGGAGAUCUGUUUCAAGUUCAGAGGAGGAAAAGAAGAAAAAGAAGAAGAAGAAGAAAAAGAAAUCAAAGAAGCGGAAACACAGGAAACAUUCAGAGGACAGCGAGUCCGAAAGUGAUUCUGAAGAAGAGAUGAAAAAGAAGAAAAGAAGGAAGAAAAGUAAAAAAAGGAAAUCAAAGAAGAAGAAGAUGAAGAAGAGUCACAAGGAGUCCAGUAGCUCCAGCAGUGAACAGUCAGAUGAAGAGGAAGAAGACAUCAAUGAAGUCUCAUGGGUGGAGAAAACUGGUGUUGGAGAACAUGUUGUUGGACCUGAAGCUCCUCUCACUCACCUAUCCCAAGAUGAUAAACCUUUAGAUUUUGGCCACGCUUUGCUUCCAGGUGAAGGUGCAGCCAUGGCAGAGUUUGUCAAAGCUGGGAAACGUAUUCCAAGAAGAGGUGAAAUCGGUCUGACUAGCAAUGAGAUUGCAGAGUUUGAGAAGUCUGGCUUUGUCAUGAGUGGAAGCAGGCAUCGACGUAUGGAGGCUGUGCGUUUGAGAAAGGAAAACCAGAUCUACAGUGCUGAUGAGAAGAGAGCACUUGCAUCUUUCAACCAGGAGGAAAGGAGAAAGAGGGAGAGUAAAAUCCUUUCCAGCUUCAGGGAAAUGGUGUACAGAAAGACUAAAGGCAAAGAUGAGAAGUAGACGGUCCUGCCUAAUUGUAAUUACUAAUCUGUUUUUCUUUAAGAUGCAGAAGACAACUAUAAAAUAUAGUUAAGAGACAGACUGUAUUCAGUUUUAUCUGCUUGGUACAUCAUGCUGUAUAAUGUACACUGAGGGGUUUGUGAACUAUAGUUGUUGUGUACAUUUCAGAAAAAAGGGAAUUGAUUGUAAUCAGUAGAAUUCAGUAAAACUAAAAUUUACCAUUGCAGUACUUACAAUGGUAUGUGUUUUUUUUUUUUUUUUUUUUUUGCAUUUAAUUAAACAGUUGUCAUGUGAUCCUCUUUUUCUGUCAUGCUGGUGCUUUUAUUAAAUGUUUGAAUUUACCUCCAUUGUUUUGAAUAAACUGUGUAAUUUAUUAAAAUGGUUAGU
Molecule: messenger RNA, 1884 nt
Organism: Myxocyprinus asiaticus (Chinese sucker)
Lineage: Eukaryota; Metazoa; Chordata; Actinopteri; Cypriniformes; Catostomidae
Product: NF-kappa-B-activating protein-like
Exons: 8
Coding region: 373-1497 (374 amino acids)
Biological process (GO): regulation of gene expression
Cellular component (GO): nucleus
Molecular function (GO): chromatin binding
Source: RefSeq, a predicted model, not a curated record